CACCAACAGAUGGUGUUUUAUUUCAUUUCUCUCAAACACCAUAGGACAGAGUUGAUCUAAACCAAAGUCUUCUCUGUCGUCUUCUAAGUUUUUCCUUCUGUCCUGUGAGUAGCUGGAACUUGCAUUGGCAUGGUGAAGCUAAUGGGUGAAGUUUCCACGUUUCCUUUGUUCAUUGCUGCUUACCUGUGUGACAGGUUCUUAUUCUCCCCUAUCUGUUGCCCUUGCUUGUACUGAGCAAUAAAAAAGGUCUUAUGCUGUUGACAAAAAUUCAGAAUUUGCCAAUAUUUGCCAAGUUUUCCUUCAGGCUGUUUACUCAGUAUUUGUUAAAUAAGAGAGAGGGGUAAUGGUUAUUUCAGGAAACAGCCUUCAAUCUCUUUGCAAAGGUACUGCAGUUCUGCUAUGGAAAUGAUGAUCCCAUUUGCCCCAGUGCAUGCUCAUUACCUUAUUAGCAGAUGUCACUCACCGAGAUGGUCCUUUUAUUUCAGGUUUGGUGUUAUGAAACAAUGCACUUUAAGCUAAUCACUGUUGGAAAGGAACAGCUUGCUUCACAGUCAAUGACUUUGAUGCCUUGGGUUAUUCGUGUACAGAUCUGCCUCUGUCUUGCCUUGACUGACAAGGCUCUUUCUAUAAAUCUCUGCAAUUAAGCAGCCCCAUAGCAGCUGCUAAGGAGAUCUAAUCAGCACAAACCUGACAAAAUUUGCUGUGCAGAUCUCUUGCUGCUCACUCUGACAUCCUGAAACACCAUCUGCAAUUUAAAGCUGCAGAAGGAGAUCUGACUCCAACAAGUUGGCAUGAAACUCCCCUGUGUGACCCUUGGUGCUCUUCUCCUCCUGCUGCCUGCCGGCCAUGGGGGCACAGAGACUUCUGCCAUUGACCUGCGCACCUUCAUUGGCUGUGCUGUGCGUGAGUUCACCUUCCUGGCCAAGAAGCCUGGCUGCAAGGUGCUGCGGAUCACAACGGAUGCGUGCUGGGGACGCUGCGAGACCUGGGAGAUGCCACUACUGAAGCCACCUUACAUUGAAUCUUACCACCGCGUCUGCACCUACAAUGAGACCAAGCUGGUGACAGUCAUGCUGCCCAAGUGUGCCCCUGGCGUGGAUCCUUUCUACACCUACCCAGUUGCCAUACGCUGCAACUGCGACUUCUGCUCUACAUCCACCACUGAGUGUGAAACUGCCUGAGCUCUCCUUCCCCAGGUCAAGUUCCUCCCUGGCUCUACACCACUGUUGUCUCACAGAGGUUGUGGGUCAGCCCAGAAUUUGGUCUCUCCAUCCAAUGCUCCUAAUCAUUGUCUUUUCUGGCAGAUGAGGUUUAGUUCCUUCUUCCCUUUCUGUAGAAAUGUAGAACGCAGCCUUACAGUAGCAAAUCCUAUGGAAGAAAAGUUGAUGCUCUUUCCCUUCCUUCCAGGCUUUACACAGUGUGGGACCUUUCUUUGUGCACCAAGUGCACAUGGACUGAAUAGAUAGAGGGGUUGGAAACAGGCCAUAAAGGCAUUACAGCCGGUAGAACAGCCUUUAUUCAUUUUCAGUGCGUGUUUCAGUGAUUUGCUUAAUUGGAGCACUUCUGCUGAAAAAAAAUCUUGCCUUACAGGAGAUGACUUCUUAAAAAAACAGAAAGAAACACAUUAAAUGUGUAAUGUUUUUGUCCAGGUUUGCCCAGAAUUGGCUUUGUAUAAAACCAGAGAGGCUCUAUGCAACCCAAAAGGCCUCUCUUGACAAUUUCCAGAGUUAGAGGGACCAAGCCAAAAUGCAGUGCUUGUGGUUCAGUUUCAGCAAGCCUUGGCCAAGGUGAUGGGAAAGAGGGGGCUAUGAGGGGUGUUCUCACACUUCCCUGCACUGCUCAGCUGCACAGGGACUUGCUUCUCAGGAAGGAGAUGCACAGAGGGCAGCCAGAAGUGCUCACGGGAGGGCUGAGGAGUUGUCUUAUAGCAAAUAAUGCAGCCAGUAUGAGUGAGACAGGCCCAGGGCAGGGAAGGCAGCAGAUAUGCCAAAGGUUGAUCUGCACCUCUUCACAACAACUGUUUAUAGACCGGGGGAUGCAUAGGAGCUGCAUCAGCAUCCCCACUCUGGUGAACACAGCUGUGUAAGUGCCUUAGUCCUCCAGCUCCCACCUGGAGGAGGACAGAUCCACAUUCAGCCCUCAGUUCUCCCCCCUGAACAAAAUAGGAAAUGAUGAGAAAGCAUCAAAAUUUGGCCAAGUGCAAGAGGCUCCCAGGAGCUUACAAACAAAGACAACUCAGAUAGUCAUUAGCAGAGAAGUGCUGCUGAGAGAAUGUCAGCACCUGCCUUCCCCUCUGAUUAAGUGUCUUCUGGAUGCAGCUCCUCCAUUCCCACAGUUACGUGCCUGAAACUUCCCCAAGUGUCCAAUCCUCCCUGAGACGGAUCUUUUUGUUUUCAAUUUGAACUGCCAUGUAUUAGUUGCUGUCAUGUUUUGUCGGUGGAAUUGUGAAAGCUGCCCUGUGGCUGAGUAGAAAAGAGGACAUUUUAUCAUCUGCCUGAAUUCCGUGUCAAACAGCAGCAGAAGUUUUCUGGUGAUGCUGAGUUUAACUGCCUAAAGAAGGUCCUUCUGUUUUCUUUCAAAUUACAGCUCACGGUCUCUCUAAUCUUGUUACUGUUCUAAGCAGCAUCACAACUACUAUGGGAAACCUACGAAUCAUUUUAUGUCCUUAAUAAAACCCCCAAAUUGUAUUAUGGAUGCAAUUUAAAUCAAUGUGUCCUUCUUCAUUUAUUCAUAAAGCUUUCUCACACAAAAUAUAUGUAAGCUCCUACCAAACUCUUUGCCAGAACUGUGAACACCUGCAAAACAUCUCCUCGAUCCUAAUGCAAAGUCAUUUCCUUUGCUGGAUUUCUCUCACAGAGUCUGGCUGUGCUGUAAUCUUGGGAUUAGAAAUGGGAUUCCAAAGUGGCAACUUCCUUCCAUUGCAACCAGCGG
Coturnix japonica (Japanese quail) is the source of this 2931-nucleotide messenger RNA. It is a transcript of the gene GPHB5, whose product is annotated as glycoprotein hormone subunit beta 5. NCBI's taxonomy places the organism in Eukaryota, Metazoa, Chordata, Aves, Galliformes, Phasianidae. Gene Ontology annotation, cellular component: cytoplasm; extracellular region. Gene Ontology annotation, biological process: G protein-coupled receptor signaling pathway; regulation of thyroid hormone receptor signaling pathway. Gene Ontology annotation, molecular function: hormone activity. The record is from RefSeq and is a predicted model, not a curated record.